AAGUGCAGAGCGAGCGCGGGGCUGAGCACGGCUGCGGUCCUCACCCGCUGGCCCUGCAGCCCCGCCCCGGCGCCGGCGGCCUUCGCUGCGGAGCCCGCGACCGCAGUCUCCGCACCAUCUGAACCGCUCUCAGCUGCGUCCAGCCACACUGAGAGCUUUGCCGAGGAGGGACCUCCUGUUACCUGCUGGCUCACCGCACCUGGAACCUAGCAGGUGCUCCGGAGAAGCUGUGUCAGCGGGCCCAGCAACCAUGGCCCAUUACAAGGUCGAUCAGGACGACUGGCUGACCGUCUACUUGAAGUAUUUACUCGCUGUCUUUAACUUCUUUUUCUGGAUGGGGGGUGCCGCGGUCAUGGCCGUGGGCGUCUGGACCCUGGUGGAGAAGAGCGGCUACCUCGGCGUCCUGGCCUCCAGCACCUUUGCCGCGUCCGCCUACAUCCUCAUCUUCGCGGGCACGCUCGUCAUGGUGACCGGCUUCCUGGGCUUCAGUGCCGUCAUCCGCGAGGACAGGAGCUGCCUCUCCGCGUAUUUCUGCCUGUUGCUGGUGAUCUUCCUUGUUGAGCUGGUGGCGGGGGUCCUGGCCCACGUGUACUACCAGAGGCUGAGCGAGGAGCUGAGGCAGCACUUGACCCGGACCCUGGCCCAGAACUACAGGCAGCCCGGCGCUGCGGAGAUCACAGCCUCCGUAGACCGUCUACAGCAGGACGCCUCCCACAUAGGAAGUGUGCUGGGUCGCUGCCCUGGGGCCUCUCUCAGGAAGCCCGACACUCCACAGGCCACCGCGGUCCAGUUCAGGUGCUGCGGAAGCAACAGCUCGGCCGACUGGCAACACAGCACGUACAUCCUGUCUCCAGAGGCCGAGGGCCGCCGGGUGCCCGACAGCUGCUGCAAGACCGUGGUGGCGCGCUGUGGCCGGCGGGCACACCCCUCCAACAUCUACAAGGUGGAGGGAGGCUGCAUCACCAAGCUGGAGCAGUUCCUGGCCGACCACCUGCUGCUCAUGGGGGCGGUGGGCAUCGGGGUGGCCUGCCUGCAGCCAAGAAAACAUGAAGGAAAAUACCUGGGCCUUGGGGCCACCUUGAACUUGUCAGGCACAGAGACCUGGGAGGAGUGGUGUGGGCUCAGGUAUGUGCAUGCACUCUGUGUGUGCACGCGGGGGUGUGUGUGCACAGCCUGCUGUGGUCUGAGUGGGUCCAUGGGUGUGUCUGCAUGCACCUGGGUGUACGUGGUUGGGGCCGGAUGCACAUAUGUGUUUAGGCGGGCUGUGCAUAUGUGUAUAUUCUCAUGCAUGGACACGCGCUCAUUCCUUUGUGUGUGCGCGUGUGUGUGAUGCACGUGUGCGUGCCCCUGGAGGUAUGUACACCCAGCUCUGUGCUCUGAGGAUGAGCGAUGCCUUUUGCUCCGUUUCACCACUCCACACCCGUCCCCCGGCCACCACCCAGGAGUCUAGUUGCGGGCACAGCCUCCGUUCCUCAUUUGCAAAAAGGAGCUGAUGGGUGACUAGAGGGGAUGGGCAUCGUGCACAUACAUCACUCAGCUCAUCGCUGAGCAGACAGCAGACACUCAGAAAAUGGUACCCACCACCGUUUCAUCGUUUCUACGUGGGCACAGCGUCUCUCAAAAGAGCCGAGUUGUCUCCUGCCCCCCUCACCCGCACUCAGGUGCAGGCACAGCGAGCCGGGGGCGGCAGGUGGGGGGCACUCACACGGCCCUUUCGCACCGCCCAGGCAGGCCUUCCGCUCGGUGCGCUGACCCCCGGGGGGCCGCAAGCCGGAGCCGGGGGAGGGAUGCUCUGCACUGCGGCUCCUACUCUGCCGAGCUUCCCGGACACCUGUUGCCGACUUCAGGUGUUGGGGGCGUGCUCUGCGGACGCUGACCGGACCAGGGCCGCACUCUCCGUCCGUUUCCUCCUGACCUCUGUUCUCAAAAGUGUGAAGCUGAAGAUGAAGCAGUGAGGCCAAGGGCAGGGAGCGGGCUGACCGCUGAGCCUGAGGUCAGGGUGGGACAUGUCCAGCUGUAGGAGUAACGCUGAGGAGGCCGGGUCACCAGGUCGAGGGCAGGUGCCCGCAGUCCCCCGUUGAUCCCCACCAAGGGCGGUUCAUCCUCCACAGCGCCCUGCGGGACUGUGCUCAUGCCCGGGAGAGAGUGUCACCGGGCCACCGCUGGGUCCCCAUCCCUGGCCCAUUUCCUCCGUCCGUUCCGCUGCGGCGGCCGAGCCUCGGGGCUCCAGCGCCCCCUGCCGGCUGGCUCUGGAGCUACCAUCCAGCCUCGAGGAGGGGCUCAAACCAGGCCAGCCCCCCGGGCUGCCAUCCUCCACCAGGCACCUAGCACCUUCCCCACACCCGCCCAGCCUGGCGCUUCGGAGACCCCCCCCAGGCCCUGGAGAUACAAGGCCAAGAUGUCAUGCCCCCCUGUCCUCAGGAACAGGGGGAAGUCUUGCCUGGAGUCAGAGGGCCCCCGUGGUAGACGGAGCCCCCGCUUCUGUGUGACCUGGGGGAGCCACCCUCCCUCCUGAGCCUCAGUUUCUUUACCUGUGAAAUGGAGGCGUCUGAUGUCUGCAAGCCUGUUUUAAGCAGCAGCGACCUCUCAUCCCGGAAGUCUUGCACAGGAGCCGUUAUUCAACAUGAAGCCAGAGCUGAUCCGACGGAGGAGUCGGGAGAUGAGCCUGGCGUGAGAGCCCUCAGGAAGCAUUUGGCCCCCCACGAUCUUCCGACUUUCUGGGAAGGCUGCCGCCUCAGUGAGACGGAGGUGCUGCCGCUUCUUGGGACGUUAGGUAGAUGUCUCACGAAUACUCUGAAGACCAAGCAGGAAGCAACGACAAACGACGAACGUAGCAAACCUGAUUCCAGCCAGACGUCGCGUGUGCCUCCAGGGCGCAUGGACCAGGCAGGCACUGGUCUGCCUGCAGAGAUGCUGGCAGGCUGGAUGGCCAGGAUGCGAGAGAGGGACGGGCCUCCUGGAGCCUCUGAGGGCUGCACGUUGAGGUCACCUGGCAAGCUUUAAAACGCCCCGGGCCUGGGCUGCACCCCCAGAACAAUUAAAUAACGCCAUCUGGGGCUGGCAGCCGGGCAGCUGUGUGCUUGCAAAGCUCCCUGGUGGGUCCAGCUUGCAGCCAGGAGGAGAAACGUGAGAAGGAGCCCUGGGGGCCUGGAAGUCAGCAGUGGGAGGUAUCAGGAGCUGGGGGACAGGACUGCACCCUCUCGGUCCUUAACCCCCAAGACAGUCCUGAGGGCGGGGCAGGGGCCGGAGGACAGACAGAAACAGGAAGGGGAAUUUACAGGGAGCCCGACUGGAGAACUUUCAAAGAACUGGAGCCAGCCAGCAGCGUCCCUGAAGAGUGCAAAGCGCUCCUGGCUGUAGGUUGGGACAGCGGUUGGGGGCUGGUGGGGACACUGAAGGACAGAGGUCCCGCACCUGCCAGGCUGUGCACCUGUCGCUUUCAGCAAGAGCUGGCAGGACCCCUCCACCCUCCCGUCUUGUGUGACUCCAUACACUGGAUUUCCAGACCCGCAAGGUGCCCCAAAUCGUACGCUUGUAGUCCGGGAAAAACUCGAAGAUUCUCUAGGCGGGUGUGUCAACCCUGGACACGCAGUAGAAUCAGGUUUAAAAACUACCACUGCUCAGGCCCCAUCCCCACACAUCCUGACUGUUGGUCUGGGGUGAGACCUGCGCACUGGUGUUUUUUAAAUCCCUCCAGGUGAUUCACGUGUGUGCUCGGGGCUGAGAACACGGCCCCACCUAUUCACGUACAUCUGGGGCACCAGGCCAGGACCCAGCUGCACCCUCACGUCCCCUUCUGUGGGUGCGCUUUGGAGGCUGUCCACGCUGAGGUCACUUUGGAAGCUAAUUGUCAGCGUAUUCUGGCCAGGAAGCUUCUAUCUAAAAAGGACAUAGUGGCUCAGCCCCUUUUCCGACCAUCCUCUUCACACACAGAAUCCGGGAGCCUCCCUCUCAGGGGCAGGGUGGGCAGAGGAGGGGGAGGGCGAGCACUCUUUGUCAGCUUUGUAACGGGAACUGCUGUGUGCCAGGCGCCCUGCCCAGUGCCAGGCCACACCAGCCAGCAGCACGUGGUCCCCUCUCCUAGGGGCUCUCACUCAAGGGGAGGAGACACACAGAACACAGGAGCCACGCACAGUCACAGUGUGAGCCCUGGGGUUUGGGGAGCACAUAGGAGGCCUGAACCAUCAUGGGCAGUCAGGGAAGGCUUCCUGGAGGAAGUGAUAUAUAAUUAAGCCUUGAAGGAGUUUGACAGAAGCAGAAGGGGGAAGCAUGCCAGGGUGAGGGGACUACAUGUGCAAAGCCCUGGCUGGCUGGGGGGUGGGGGAGGUUUGUCCUGAGGGCCCUGGGGAGCCUCUCACAGGCUCAGGGUGCAGAAGGGGCUGGGUGCCGUGGUGUUGGUCUUAUACUGAGUUUCAAAGAAUCUCACUGGGAAGGCUCUGGACCUGUGAACGGUCUGGAUGUUUUCCUAUUGAUAGAGGGGAACUUGGGGCUCAGAGGUUAUGACUGAACCCAAGGUCACAGAGCCCCAGAUAGAAGCUAACCCACUCCCACCCUGACAUUCCCACAACGUAGGAUGGAAACCUGAGCCCAGAAACCUACAGGACAGCGAGAUUGGGGUCUGUAGGUCAUUUAAAGGGGAACUGAAAGAUCUUAUUGGAAAGGCUUCUUGGACCUCCCUGGCCCAUUCUUGAUGCUUGUAAUGACAGCCGGCUGCCGUCCCAAAAACCUCACAAGAGGCUAAAAGCAUGCCGGCCUCCGUGUUAAAAAGCCUGCACGCGGCAAACACUGCCUCCAGGCAGGCUGCCAGGAGACGGCACCUCUCACCCGUGCCCCACACAGGCUGAGCCCAGCAGCCUGUCCAGCCCACCCUCUGCCAUCUCCUGCUCCUGCAGCCCCCUUGGCCUGUGUGUUCCCUGCUCACAGCCGUCUGUGCUGAGUCCCCCAUGUCCUCUGUCAGGAACGGGACACUGGGGGGUCCCUCAGGGACUGGAUAGUUUGGGCCCGUUCCCCAUCUGCACGCAUCAGGGUGGUGUGUGUGCGCGUCCGUGCGUGCGUGCGUGUGUGAAUGUGUGUGCACAUCCUCGGCCCCUCUGCAUGCAUCAAAGUGGUGUGUGUGCACGUGUGUGUUUGUAUACACGUGUGUGUACAUGUGCCCACGUGUCGAUGAGCACAUCGUCUGCCCCUCUGCAUGCAUCAGGCUGGGGUGUGUGUGUGUGUGUGUGUGUUUGGACACGCGCUGACGUCCACCUCGCCGUGCCUUCCCCGGGGGCACCCUGGGGACACAUGUCAUGUACGGAGUGCGCGUGCUGGACGCUCAGCCCUCCGGGCCCUCCCCGGCGUGAGAGGUGUGCCGUAGGGGACGCAGCCACGCGUCUGUGCUGGUCCAGCUGCCCCCAUCUGUCCUCCCCCUGACAAGAUGAUCCCCCAGGACAAGUCAUCAAACCAUGAGGUGGGACAGGGCAGAGGGCCUGCACGCCACCUGGCUGGAAUGACUGUGACCGCCACCCACUUAAAGCCAGCGGGAGAUGAGAUAACCUCUUAAGCCACCUUUGAGCCCAUGGCUCUGAAUCCCAGAGGUGGAUUAGCGCUGCUCUUAGCACCAAGUCUGAAAGCUGAAAGCUGUGUUCCCAGGGGGUGAAACUCCCGCGGGGGGAC
Molecule: messenger RNA, 5655 nt
Organism: Delphinapterus leucas (beluga whale)
Lineage: Eukaryota; Metazoa; Chordata; Mammalia; Artiodactyla; Monodontidae
Source: RefSeq, a predicted model, not a curated record